This is a messenger RNA of Melanotaenia boesemani (Boeseman's rainbowfish), 1488 nucleotides long. RefSeq names its product betaine--homocysteine S-methyltransferase 1-like. Bases 89 to 1294 code for a protein of 401 amino acids. The transcript has 8 exons. Gene Ontology annotation, molecular function: zinc ion binding; betaine-homocysteine S-methyltransferase activity. The record is from RefSeq and is a predicted model, not a curated record. Lineage: Eukaryota; Metazoa; Chordata; Actinopteri; Atheriniformes; Melanotaeniidae.
UGUGACAAGCGACUCUCUGCACUCUUCAAGUCAAAAAAGGGGGUUGCUGUUACCAAGUGCCUAGUGCUGCAACUGAAACAGGGAGACCAUGCUGCCUACUAAGAAGGGUAUCCUUGAACGUCUCAGUGCUGGGGAGGUUGUGAUCGGCGAUGGCGGUUUUGUGUUUGCCCUGGAGAAGAGGGGGUAUGUGAAGGCUGGGCCAUGGACUCCUGAGGCAUCUGUCACUCAUCCUGAGGCUGUGCGACAGCUGCACAGGGAGUUCCUGCGGGCAGGGUCUAAUGUCAUGCAGACAUUUACUUUCUAUGCCAGCGAUGACAAACUGGAGAACAGGGGCCAGACACUGAAACUCACUGGAACACAAAUUAAUGAGGCAGCCUGUGACCUGGCAAGAGAAGUCGCCAAUGAAGGAGAUGCACUGGUUGCUGGUGGAGUGUCCCAGACGCCAUCCUACCUGAGUUGCAAGAGUGAGACAGAGGUGAAAGCCAUCUUUAAGAAACAGUUGGACGGGUUUAUAAAGAAGAAUGUGGAUUUCCUAAUUGCAGAGUACUUUGAACACGUUGAGGAAGCAGAGUGGGCAGUGCAAGUCCUGAAGACCAGUGGGAAGCCUGUAGCUGCUAGUCUGUGCAUUGGACCAGAGGGAGACAUGCAUGGCAUUUCACCUGGAGAAUGUGCUGUCAGGCUGGUGAAGGCUGGUGCCCAGAUUGUGGGAGUCAACUGCCACUUUGACCCACUGACCUGCGUGAAAACAGUCAAGAUGAUGAAGGAGGGAGUGGAGAAGGCCGGGCUGAAGGCUCACUACAUGGUGCAGCCGCUGGCAUACCACACUCCAGACUGCAACUGCCAGGGAUUUAUUGAUCUGCCAGAAUUCCCCUUUGCCUUGGAGCCCAGGAUCCUGACCCGGUGGGACAUGCACAAGUACGCCAGAGAAGCCUACAAGGCCGGCAUCCGAUUCAUUGGUGGCUGCUGUGGGUUUGAGCCAUAUCACAUCAGGGCUGUGGCAGAGGAGCUCAGCCCUGAGAGAGGAAUAAUGCCUCCUGGAGCUGAAAAACAUGGAAUGUGGGGUUCUGGUCUGGAGAUGCACACCAAACCUUGGGUCAGAGCCAGGUCCCGUCGUGAAUACUGGGAGAACAUCAUGCCUGCAUCUGGUCGUCCCAAAUGCCCGUCCAUGUCCACACCAGAGUGCUGGGGUGUGACCAAAGGGCACGCUGACCUAAUGCAACACAAAGAGGCAACCACCUCCCAGGAAAUGAAACACGUACUGGAGAAACAGAAGAAAGUAAAGUCCUCUGCAUGAGUAAGAUGGAGUGUGAAAACCACUGCAUCCUACAUCCCUUUCAUCAGUCAGAAAGAGAUGAUAAGAAGGGUUGAGUAAGAGCAGUAAGUACAGAAAGAACUGAGACGUAAAAGCACAACAUGUAACAGCAAUGCUCCGCUUGUGGAGUGUUUUAAUGGCAGCCCCCAAACAAUAAACCUAAGAUUGCAACUUGA